Molecule: messenger RNA, 906 nt
Organism: Trichoderma harzianum CBS 226.95
Lineage: Eukaryota; Fungi; Ascomycota; Sordariomycetes; Hypocreales; Hypocreaceae
Exons: 6
Coding region: 147-749 (200 amino acids)
Source: RefSeq, a predicted model, not a curated record
CACUUCUCUGCCAGCUGCGAGGGCGGUGAAAUUUGCCCUAUUUCUUCAUAACAAACGGAAUCUCAACUUCCCUUCUCUUCUUCUUCUUCUUUCUUCCUUCUUCUUCUUUCUUCCUUCUUCACACUUCCUCAUUCAAAGUGUCCGUCAUGGCUGACGAGGCUUCUUCCACACGUCCUGGUGUCCAGAGCACGUCAUUUGUCCGUCGUAUCCCUUGCAAGAGAUGCCUCAACCACUACGCGCAGUAUCCAACGAAGAACGAAGAAGCCAAUGGUACUCAACUUGUGGCUUGUUGCGAAGAUUCUAGCGCCUCUGACAAAUGUACUCGAUGCAGACAUGGCAAUAGGCCUUGCGAGAAGAUUGACAAAGCUUUUAUUGCUGUCGCCAAGAAGCUUCACGAACACGCCCAAGACAAGUUCAAGAAAUACCAGCUCGCAGGUCGCAAGGCUCUUUCCCAGAUGAAGAAUCGAUCUCGUGCUCGUAACCGCCGAACUAAGAAAGACAAAGUCGCAAUGAAGGAACGUGCUCGCGAGGCGCGUGCUGUGACUGAUUUGAAGAUUCGCCUUGAUAUGGCGAAUUCGUUGUCUGUCAUUGCGAAUGCUGCUGCUAGCUUGGCCUCUAAUCGUUGGCAGACCGUGGCCCCCUAUGACCGUGAGGUCGCUGAUAGUUAUCAAGGCGUUCUUGAUGACGAAGCUGAUGAGAUUGAGUAUUCUGAAAGCGAUUCCGACGAGAAAAUUGAGGAACAGGCAUAGUAAUUGCUUUCUAGCAUUUAUAGUAGCUUCAUGGGGAUUACCAGGGCGUUUUAAUAUCCUCUUCUAAUGGGAUUUCAAUAGAUAGCUGCGCUUGCGCAUCUAAUACGUAUCUAAGUCGUUACGACUUCACUGCUAUAGUUGUUCCUUUAAUGUUGUG